AUGUCCUCCACCGGCUACUCUACGCUCUUCACCUCCGGCCUCGAGUCUUCGCGUCCGCGCCAGUCGCUCAGCCCGGCCAAGUCUUACCUUUCGCUCUCCUCCGAGAGCUCGCGCUCGUCGCGCACCUUGCCGUCGCCCAAGCCGGUGCCGUCCAUGCCGCUGCCGCCUUCGCCACAGGCAUCGACGUCCGCGGUACCCAAGCCCUCUGUGCGCCCUACUCAACAAAACCUCAACUCGGCCCGCGCUGACGCACUCGCCAGCCUUGAGGGUCGUACCUCCCAAUCAUCCCACUCAUCCAAAGCUCGCGUCCGCCCUGUGCGCCGCAGCUUCAUGUCCAUGUCCGACGACGAAGACUCGGACUUGGAAGCGGAAACAUACCAGCCCCGUCCCAAACCCGCCGCACUCGCCCGCCGGUCGCGCGCGAACACGGUCACCUCCCAACCACCCGCACCUUCACCCUCGCCCCGCAAGCAGAAGCGCUCAAGUCUCUUCAACGGGAUCGCGCUCGCGCCUAAUGCCAUGCUUUCGUCUUUCGGCAUGAAGCGCCGCAGCCGGGGCGUCAGCGACGCCGGCGCCUGGCUCGCCAACUUCCUCGACCUCGACCUGGACGCAGCCGAUGCAGGACACGGCAGCUUCAGCGCCGCGCGCGCCGCAUAG
Messenger RNA from Peniophora sp. CBMAI 1063, 657 nucleotides. The record is from the annotation of a GenBank genome assembly. NCBI's taxonomy places the organism in Eukaryota, Fungi, Basidiomycota, Agaricomycetes, Russulales, Peniophoraceae.